UAUAAAAUUGUGCUGAGUAAGGAAGAGCAUGGCACUAUUGAUUGUCACCUAAGUUGCAUAAUUUUUAUAGGGUUGCCACCACCCACCAGUACCAAAACCCCACCUCUAUCAAUCACACGCUAUCCUGGACCAUACAAAGCUUUUCUCAGAAAUUUUCGAUCAUCCAUCAUAUCUUUUUAUUCUUCUUGUUACAAAUUAUCAAUUCACAUUCAUAGAUAUAGUAUACAUAGUUAAAUAUAAAAUAUAUUAUAUAUAGAGAGCUUAAAAUUAUUAAGAUAAGGAGACUGAAAGACAUGCUCGCUUCUCAUCAGCUUCCAAGGCAUUUCAUUGCACCUGAUAUUAAAACCAGACAAUCAUCCCUUUCCUCUGAUCAACUCGGUACCCUUUUGCUUAUAAACAACAUCAACCCCAUCCUCUUCCUCUUCUUCAGAUUUCUUUCUCUUCUUCGCGUCCCUCGUUUCAAGGGCUAGACAUACAUCUUCAUCUUCAUCUUUACUUGCAGGGUCGAUCUUAAUCUUUGUGGUUUCAGGUUUUGAGGGUGUUUGGGGAGAUGGGUUUGAGUACCAAGCAAGUUUCUAGUGAUGGGCUCGAUUGGAGCCAGGCCAGCUUGUUGCAAGCUCAGACUUUUCAGCUCCCAAAAUCACCUUCUGCCAUGAGGAGGCAACAACAGCAACAACCUGAGCCUUUGAAGUGCCCAAGGUGUGAAUCUACCAACACAAAGUUCUGCUACUACAACAACUACAACAAGCAACAGCCGAGGCACUUCUGCAGAGCUUGCAAGCGGCAUUGGACCAAAGGCGGCACUCUCCGGAACGUCCCUGUUGGCGGUGGCCGCAAAAACAAGCGCCUCAAGAAAUCAUCAAACAGUACUUCUGCCUCUGCUGCAGCCACAACAACCACCACAAACAGUGCGGCAAUUGAUCAAACAGAUCACCAAGAGCAGAAACUCAUGUCUCAAGUUUUCUAUCAGGCGCUGCCUCAACAGAAUUUGGAUAAUACUAUCAUCUUUUCGUCCUCAUCAUCACCGGGUUUGAGUGCCAGUACUCUGCCUUUCCUUCAUCAGAGUAGAAACUUGAGCUUUCCCUUCUCAAGCUCAAUUAGCACCACUUCAAGUUCCUUUGACACAAACUUGUCUUCCAUCUCAACAUCUUUGCAAUCCUCAAAUGUUUAUAACUACGCCACCGCGGCAGCGGAAGAUCAAUUCAAAGCCAUUGAGGAGCCAACCAUUACAAGCAUCAUGCCCAACAUUUCUCAGCCUAAUUGGAAAGUGCCCACUUCAAGCAACGCCAUGGAUGUGUACUCAAACGACUGGAACUGGGAAGACAUUGAAACCCUUGUUUCUACUGAUCUCAAUCUGCCUUGGGACGGUUCUGAUAUAAAACCAUAAGAGGAAUUAGGUUUCUGUUUGAAUUGGAUGUGUUCAUGAGGCAGGGGAAACAGUCUCCUUCUUCUCUUACUGUCAUUGUCAGUUUGUCACAGUUUCUACUUGACCAGGGAAAUGGGGUCUCCUACAGCAGGGCUGACAGACAGACAGAAGAGAAUGUGAUGGAAGAUUCUUGUGGAUAUAUAUAUGUAAUGUAUAUUUGGAUAUCUGAAUUAGAUUACAUGGAUUUAUUUGCCCAUAUUUUAAGACCACUGGUUCAGAAUCAUGCUUUGCUUCAAGUCCCGACAGAAAA
Prunus avium (sweet cherry) is the source of this 1676-nucleotide messenger RNA. RefSeq lists its product as uncharacterized. Gene Ontology annotation, biological process: regulation of DNA-templated transcription. Gene Ontology annotation, molecular function: DNA binding; DNA-binding transcription factor activity. The record is from RefSeq and is a predicted model, not a curated record. NCBI's taxonomy places the organism in Eukaryota, Viridiplantae, Streptophyta, Magnoliopsida, Rosales, Rosaceae.